Molecule: messenger RNA, 1852 nt
Organism: Rubroshorea leprosula
Lineage: Eukaryota; Viridiplantae; Streptophyta; Magnoliopsida; Malvales; Dipterocarpaceae
Source: the annotation of a GenBank genome assembly
UUUCUUCUAUUGAUAUUCUGUUAUUUAUAGCAGAAGCAAUACAACAUAACAUAGAACAUAAAGCCAUAAACAUGGAAGGGUGCAGACAUUCACCCAACCGGAGAGGAGAAACCAAGCUUUAUCCUUCUCAAUUUUCAUUCAAUUUCUUCCUUCCUUUUUAUAGAAGAAGGCUACGCAUAAAACAAUAAUAUUUUUCCACCUAAUACAAUAAUAAUUAACCAUGUAAAACAUUGACUAAAACGUUGAAGUUUGCUGCCAUUUCUUGUAGCCCAUGUAAAGCCCCAUACUGCUAUGACUUUGCUGCGACUGUGCAGUCAUGUUGCAUCAUCGUUUAGCAGAUCUCAUUUCAUUGCAUUUUCAGCUUUCAUGCCAUAACCCCAACAAAUUCAAUGACAGAGUUGGUUAGGCAAUUUUCAGGCUAAAUGUUGUUUCUGUUGAAUUUUUUCACAAAGAAAUGGAGAGAAAAUCAGGAAGAAGAUGAAGAGCAAAACCGAAAAUGGAGUGGACUUCAUUUGUUGUCAAUUUCAGCCUCCUUGCUGCCAUGAAAUGGCAACUUCAUCUCAUCAUUUUGCAGGUAAAAGGUCAUCUGACUGGAAGUUUAAACUAAUCCUCGGCAUUGCUCAAGGACUGGAAUACUUACAUAAAGGUUGUAACACAAGGAUUUUGCACUUUGACAUUAAACCCCACAAUAUCCUUUUGGACAAGAACUUUUGUCCAAAGAUCUCUGAUUUUGGUCUUUCUAAAUUAUGUGAAACAAGAGAAAGUAUUGUUUCAAUGAUGGGGACCAGAGGAACUUUAGGAUAUAUUGCUCCAGAGGUAUUUAAUCGAAACUUUGGAGGAGUUUCUUACAAGUCUGAUGUCUAUAGUUAUGGGAUGAUGGUGCUGGAAAUGAUUGGGGGAAGAAAGAAUGUUAAUGCAGAAGCGUCUCAUCCUAGUGAGAUAUAUUUUCCCUCAUGGAUUUAUAGGCAGAUUGAGAAAGCAGAAAAGUUGAAUCUUGACAGAGUCAUCGAUGAUGGAGAAGAAGAAGAAAUGACAAGGAAGAUGGUAAUAGUGAGCCUUUGGUGCAUCCAAACAAUUCCAUCAAAGAGACCAUCAAUGACUAAGGUGCUUGAGAUGUUACAAGGAAGCCUUGAAGCUUUGCCACUUCCACCGGAACCCUUGUUGUCUUCUCCAGGACCUGCAGUAAGAUCACCAAAAAACUCCUCCACCACAUCACCAGUCACAAUGCAGGGUAUUUCCGAGCACCCUUAAGAACGUUGCUCUAGUUCCUGGUUGGAUGCUCACAUGUAGUCGCUAGCAACAGUAGAAUUUUGCACAUCAAUAUUAUCUACCUGAUGAGGUUUUGUUAUGAGAGAUCUAAAAGAGAUCUGAUACACGAAUUCAUGCUAAAUGAAACUGUGUCAUUUAUCAUCAAGGACUAUGAUGGAAGAGUGAAUGACUUGGAUGCUCUACAGCUAAUAGUAUAGUUAUGUUAUAUUGUAUUAGUUGAAGUCAUGUGAUAUAAUUUAUCUUUUUGGAUUUUGGUAGAUAGGGGUCAGAACCACUUAAGUUUAUACAUUAUAAGAAGCAAAAGCUCCAAUAGCAGUAGAAAGAUAUCGGAUGAAGACGCAUGUUUGUCUUCUAUGUUUUCCCUCAAUUCCUUCUCUGUUUUCUUCUUCCUGUUGACCUCACCGUGCUUAUGUUCUUCUGAUCUCCAUCAAACUAGAAUACUUAGACCAAGCACCAAGUUUGUAAUAUAAGGUUUUACACUUCUACAUAAUAAAACCCCACAUAAUCUUUUAAUACUGCCCUUUUCCCAAGAUUGCUGAUUUUAGCUUUGCAAAAUCAUGCAAAACAAAGGAAAGCACUGUUU